AUGGCAGGGCCAGCUGGUGGUCGCGACCAAACCUCGCACGAUCCGACAGGCAAUUUCGCCGGGUCUGCCUCCUCGCACUUCGCCUCAUCCUACUACCCAAUCGACACCGAGCUGACCAACAUGUCGCCCAGCUACCCCAUGCCUCCCUAUGCGCGGCCGAUGGAAGAGGGGGUAGCUUCAGUGGACAAGAUCAAUCACGGAGAAGCCAUGAACAAUAGCUUGGCCAUAGGCCCGAAUGGCGCAACGGCUUCCUCUGCCACCGAUCCAGCGAUGGCUCCUCCGCAGACACCAAACCAGGCAACCUUCCCGCCAGCUGGCGCACGGUCAAGCAUGGAUGCAACCUCUGAAACACCCCAAGACCCUCAAACGGGUGACAAGAGAAAACGGUCAAAGGCUUCUCGGGCAUGCGACGAAUGUCGGAGGAAGAAGGUCAAAUGUGAUGCACCCACUGAGGCUGAUGGUACGCCAAAGACAUGCACAAACUGCCAGAAGGCCGGUGUGAAUUGCGAGUUUGAGCGCAAACCCAUGAAGCGUGGUCCCAGCAAAGGGUAUAUCAGUGCGCUGGCAGAGCGAGUUCACGGAUUGGAACAGAAGCAGAGGCAAUCGCUGGACGCCGGUCCUGUAGGGUUCGCCGAGAGUUUUUCACCUGAUGAGCCAACUGGUCCUGGUUUUAGCAAUCGUGCCUCUUCUUUCUCCGCUUCCACAACUGUCAACCCAUUUUCGAGGGCUGAAUUCCAAAGGGAUCGCAUUCCCAGCACUGGCGGCUGGGGCAUCAGCUCGAUCGCUCCGAGCCUUCGAUCGCGUGCCAGCGGAAGCCUCGCCAUCGCUCCCAACGAAACUCUUCCAGCUACGAUUUCUGAAGAAGACGCCAACCCGAAACCCGAAUUUCGCGAUUCUCCCAGGACGAUCUUUAGUCAGAUUGAAAACUCUCAUCGUCCGAAACGGCCGCGCCUUCAGGGAUCCAACGAAGACUCGCCACCUUUCAAGAUGGAACAUUCCUCUCUGCCCAGGUACUAUGAGCAGUAUCAUCCGCUCUUUCCUUUGCUGCCCGACCACGAUAUUGUCGAUGCGGUUGUCAGCAAUGCCGAUGUCGAUAUGCAGCAUGCGCUCGCUAUCGCUGUCGACCUAUUGCCAGACCUCAGAGCCGGAGCCACCCUCAACGGCGCUCACAAUUCCUCCUUCUCCUUGAAUCACGAUCUCGACCCAGCCAUCAGCCGUCCGACCCGAACCCUCAGCUCUACACAAUUCGCCAACUACGAAAAGUUGCUGGAGUAUCUCGGCAAUUUGGUCAACGGGGUGCCGGCAACUCAUUCGAUGGAUACCAGUCUUGCGCUGGCCUGGGCUCUUGCCCUGAUCUCGUUGACGUGUGAGUAUGAUGUCAAGCACCUGGCAGGCGAAGGCGACAAGUCCAAGUUGCAACUCCUUAACCACAGCCGAUAUGUCUUGGUGCAAUUGCAAGUCGCAGCGGCCCGUGGUGAGGCCCCGACCUCGUUCCCCGACCUGGCCAGUUUCGUCCACACGGUCAACCUGGCUACGAACUGCGUCCUUCUCUUGACCAAAUAUCACUGGUUGAGUAUCGCUCUUCACCCAGGCGAGGUGACUCGCUCACGCUACCUUUCAAUUCGAAACGUCGAUCCGAAGGCGAUUACUGUUGAAGCAGCAUACCUGCAAACCAGCUCACACCAGCUUGAUCUUCUCUUUAAGAUUAUCCUGCCGCACGAGGAUGCAUCUACAGAUAUGAAGAUGGCUCACAAGGACUUCUUGCAGACUGCUUUUGAUGUUCACCUCUGCAGCUAUGACGAAACUCUCAGAAACUCCGCGAUCGUCAAGCAGUUCCACUGGUUCAUGGAGCUUUUGAUGAGCCCGUAUCAACCACAGACACCUCCGUUCCCAACUCCGAUUCUCGACUGUGCCGUCAAUUUGGCCAGUGUUCUCAUUGAAGACGCAAAGGCCACCUCUGGCGCCCCACGGUACAACCCUCUUGACCUUCACACCUGGUCUGUGGCCACCAUCACUCUUUGCGAAAUCAUCGCCGAUGUGAGCAGUAAGCCGAUCGUCGACUAUGCAAGCAAGCACCUCGAACAGUUGCGCGCAGAGCUCCAGAAAAAGUCGGACGCAAUGCACAAGCACUAUGAUUUUGAGUGGUUCUUUGGGGAGAAGAUGAAACACUGGACGGACGGUCUGAUGUCGAUGAUCGACUACGCUUUGGAAGAACAUGUUUCUGCGGUGGGCGAGAACAGAAGCAACGCCGUGAUGCUGGUCCCCAAUUUUGCGGAAAUGAUGGAGAAAGGAUGGUUACGAGCUCUUGUUUACUUUGCAGACAAAUGA
Molecule: messenger RNA, 2328 nt
Organism: Fonsecaea erecta
Lineage: Eukaryota; Fungi; Ascomycota; Eurotiomycetes; Chaetothyriales; Herpotrichiellaceae
Exons: 3
Coding region: 1-2328 (775 amino acids)
Cellular component (GO): nucleus
Molecular function (GO): DNA-binding transcription factor activity, RNA polymerase II-specific; zinc ion binding
Source: RefSeq, a predicted model, not a curated record